This is a messenger RNA of Cottoperca gobio, 1564 nucleotides long. Its product is annotated as probable endonuclease 4. Gene Ontology annotation, biological process: base-excision repair. Gene Ontology annotation, cellular component: mitochondrion; nucleus. The transcript has 9 exons. Lineage: Eukaryota; Metazoa; Chordata; Actinopteri; Perciformes; Bovichtidae. The record is from RefSeq and is a predicted model, not a curated record. The coding region runs from base 462 to 1424 and encodes 320 amino acids. Gene Ontology annotation, molecular function: DNA binding; DNA-(apurinic or apyrimidinic site) endonuclease activity; phosphoric diester hydrolase activity.
UAUUUACUGAGGUGCUACGCCCUGACCGACUGCUUUUAGUUGGUUUCGUUUUUGCUUAAUGCCAUAACAGCAGGAUUCACAGACAGCCUGACAGCCUUCCUGAAGCUGACCUCAGGCCUGCUGCAACACAAAACCACACCAGAUUAGUAUUAAUAUACUAAGCUAUGUCCAAAUCAAUGAUGUAAACUCCACCAGCUCACGUUAAUGUUACCGUACCGGUGUUCUCCUUUUAACGUGAUCACAUUCACGAGCGCAUUUAGCUAGCUCCCGUUAGCAUUACGAGCUUUCUGGUGCUAAAAAUGCAAAAUAGUUGACGGAAAUCGAAGACACAGGUGAUUAAAGUAAACUUACACCGUGUAUAAACGGGGUAGGGUUGAUAUCCAGCCACCUUCAUCCCCGUACUUACGCAGAACAGGGCGCGCAUUAACAAGUUAACGAGGUCAACCAGCUGUAAACAAACCAUGGGUCCGAAAAAGAGAGGAGCGUCAAAAAGGAAAUUCGAGGAGGAUUUUGAAGGAGAACAAGAGGCUGAGGAGAGGGCAGACAAGCGGAGGAAGGACCCCGGGAAUAAUAAAUACAUUGGAGCUCAUGUUGGCAUUCAAGGUGGGAUAUGGAAAGCAGUGGGGUCCUGCACAGAGAUGGGUGGCCGCAGUUUCGCCCUGUUCUUGGGCUCCCAGCGGUCAUGGAAGAGGCCUGCACUGGACCAGAAAGCUGCAGCUAAGUUUCGGGAGCAAUGUUCCCUGCAGGGGUUUGACCCUGCUCACAUCCUGCCUCAUGGGUCCUACCUGAUGAACUGUGGAUCUCCUAAAGAAGAUGUGUUUGAGAAGAGCCAGGCGCUGCUGGUGGACGAGCUCAGCCGCUGCAGCCUCCUGGGCCUCGACCUCUACAACUUCCACCCGGGCUCCUCCCUGGGCUCCAUCACCACGGAGCAGUGUGUGGAGAAGAUAGCAGGAGCCAUUAACCACGCGCACCGGCAAACACCUGCCGUGGUUACAGUGUUGGAGAACAUGAGCGGUCAGGGCAACACGGUGGGCGGCACUUUCCCUGAGCUGAAGAGCAUCAUAGACAAAGUGAGAGACCAGAGCCGAGUAGGAGUGUGUCUGGACACCUGCCACGCCUUUGCAGCAGGAUAUAACGUGGCUGCAGAGAGAGGGGUGAAGGCCAUGCUUAAUGAGUUUGAUCAGGAUGUGGGGCUCCGCUAUCUUAAAGCCAUCCAUCUCAAUGACUCCAAAGGUAAACUAGGCUGCAACCUCGAUCGCCAUGAAGACAUCGGGAAAGGUCACAUCGGUAUCUCUGCUUUCCGAGACAUCGUCAACGAGCCCAGACUGGACGACAUCCCUCUGAUACUGGAGACACCCGGACGGCCAGGAUUCGAGUUCGCAGAGCAGAUUGAACUUCUCUAUUCCCUCUGUGAGAAGAAAUAGUUCCCUCACUGCUGAGCCUGCCAAAGCUCAGGGCCAGAGCGUCCGGGCGGUUCUCCUUAAACACACUGGGAAUUAGUUUGUUUGUUAAUCACCGUGUGAACAGUUCCCAACAUGAAGAGAAUAAAGUGUUUUAUUGUGAA